This is a messenger RNA of Amblyraja radiata (thorny skate), 1550 nucleotides long. RefSeq names its product mitochondrial ribosomal protein L3 (gene mrpl3). NCBI's taxonomy places the organism in Eukaryota, Metazoa, Chordata, Chondrichthyes, Rajiformes, Rajidae. Gene Ontology annotation, molecular function: structural constituent of ribosome. Gene Ontology annotation, biological process: translation. Bases 28 to 1068 code for a protein of 346 amino acids. Gene Ontology annotation, cellular component: mitochondrial large ribosomal subunit; ribosome. The transcript is spliced from 10 exons. The record is from RefSeq and is a predicted model, not a curated record.
AAUGCGGCGGGAGCAGCGGCGGGAGGCAUGGCGACGGCGACGGCGAGGGCGGUGGGAGGCGGCCGGCGGCAGCUGCUGCAGUGGGUCCGCGGCCUGACGGGGAGAGCCGCGCAGCUCAGAAAUCCAUUAUUGCUAUUUGUCAGAACCAAUACAGAGAGCACCUGGUGGCACGAGCAUCUUUCGGAAGAAAACAUUCACCACUUACGAAGAAUUGUUUCUGAAGAAUACAAGUCGUUGACCGUAAACAAAUCUUGCCCACUAAAAGAUGAGCCAUGGCCCAGGUUAUCUUGGGAACCAGGUACCCGCAGGGUUGGACUUGUUGCAGCAAAGCUUGGGAUGAUGCCUUUGUGGACCAAGGCAGGCGAAAAGCAUGCAGUUACGUUACUUCAGGUCCAAGAUUGCCAUGUUGUAUCAUAUAUAUCUAAAGAGCAGUAUGAUGGGAAAAGGCCUGUGCUGGUAGUGGGUGGAAAGAAUACAUCUUUGUUUAACAAGUCAGAAUCUUUCAUGGAAAAGUACAGGCUAGCUGGCAUACCCCCAAAACGGAAAUUGACAACAUUCAAAGUCUCCGACAAUGCUAUUAUUAAACCAGGUACUCCUCUAUAUGCUGCUCAUUUUCGACCAGGCCAAUAUGUUGAUGUCACAGCAAAAACAAUUGGUAAAGGUUUUCAGGGAGUUAUGAAGAGAUGGGGAUUUAAAGGCCAACCUGCAACUCAUGGACAAACCAAAACCCAUAGAAGGCCAGGAGCUUCGGGCCCUGGCGGUGACCCUGCAAGAGUUUUUCCCGGGAAGAAAAUGCCUGGAAGAAUGGGGAACGUCUAUAGAACAGCACUUGGACUAAAGAUUUGGAGAGUGAAUACAAAACAGAACAUCCUUUAUAUUCAUGGGUCUGUCCCAGGGCACAAGAACUGUUAUGUGAAGGUCAUUGAUACGAUGUUACCUAACCGUCGAGAAGAAAAUAAGAAUCCACCAUUUCCAACUUACUUUGCGGAUGAAAGCGAAGAGCUGCCAGAAGACCUGUUUGAUGAUGAAAUGUUCCAAUUCACUGAGCCCUCUGUCAGUGUUGCCUAAUGUUUGAAGCGCACAAGGUGUCAAGUCUCUUGUCUCAGAUAUCCCGGCUGCCUCUUUCAUCCAGAGCUCGGGUUUUCUUUAUAUCUUGGCUUGUGCCAUUUGACUUAUUCAGUGAAAGCUGAGGCAAAAUUUAAACCAACAUAUCAGUGAAGAGUCACUGUAAAUUGAAAAUACAAGAAAGUAAAGAUACAAUUUGUUGUGUAACCUUGAUGUCUGAAGUUACGUUAUGGACACAGAAUAUUCCUUUAAGAGAUGAAUUUACUGCAUAAUACUACUGGGAGGCAUUAUGAAAAGAAAGAUAAUUGUGCAAAGCAGUGAAUUUUAUUUAUUGCAACCUUCCAAUGGCCUGCAGAAUUCCCAACAUUUUCCAGAUUGAUUCAAUUAAUGCAUCUGAUUAUUGUUUAAAAUAGAGAGAAUGGUUACGGGGAGUAUAUUCAGCAUAAAGUAUAUAUGAGAUAAAAACAUGUUUUUUUACCAAGUCA